AGCCGCCGCGGCGCGGACCCGGCAGGGGCGGGGUACGGUCAUCGGAGACGCGCCGAGCCCCGGCGUCUCGGCUGCCGAGUGUCGCCCCGGGGAUGGGGCAGCCCGCGGGGGCCGCGGGCGGGCGGGCGGCGUGAGCGGCCGGGAGGCAGGAUGCGCUCCGAGGGCGCAGCCCCCGCGCCGGUGGCGCCGCUGUGCCGGGCGCUGAGCCUGGUGCUGGGCGCGCUGCUGGGCAGAGUGAUAGAGGGCGGUGGAGUCGGAGACGACGUGCAGACAGUGUCCUCGCUGCCGCCCUUCCUGCCCGUGCGGUACCAGGUCCUGCGGGCAGAGACCUCCUUCUUCCUGAAGGAGACCCACCAGGACCCCGCACGCAACGCCAGCCUGCAGUCCCGCAUCGAGUCCUUCUUCACCUACAAGGCCACGCAGCCCCCCAUUGUGAACGCCAGCUACGGGCCGUUCUCAGUGGCCAAGGCCGUGCCUCUGGACUUCAUGCUGACGUCAGACCUCUCAGGCCCGACCGCCAAGUUCAACGCUAACUGGAAGCUGAGAGCCUCCAUCAUGCAGGAGAAGAUCUACCUGAGCCGGCCCAAGGUACAGGUGCUCUUUUCCCUGGUGGGCCGGGACUGGGAUGCACAGGGGGCCACGGACGCCCUGCCCUGCCUGCGGGUGUUUGCCUUCCGAGAGACCAGGGAGGUGAGGGGCAGCUGCCGGCUGCGGGGGGACCUGGGCCUCUGCGUGGCAGAGCUGGAGCUCCUGCCCAGCUGGUUCAGCGCCCCCACGGUGGUCGCCGGCAGGAAGAAGGUGGCUGAGCAGCCCGAGGGCAGCUCCGUGGAGCUCUACUACGCCAUGCAGCCGGGGGACGAGCGGGCCGACUGCACGGCCGGGGACAUCCAGAAGGACAACGCCAUCCGCCCGGGGAAGGACGGCCUGGGGGACAGCACGGCCCGGCUGCAGCGGAUCGGGGCGGUCAGCCUCUCCCGGGCCCCGGACAGCGCCCAGCUCAGCGAGCUGCGGCUGGACGGCAACGUGGCUGUCUGGCUGCCGGCCAGGCCGGUGAAGCAGGGGGACGUGGUCACUGCCUACGUCACCGUCACCAGCAAUUCCACUGUGGACCUCUUCAUCUUGAGAGCCAAGGUAAAGAAGGGAGUGAACAUCCUGGGCGCACGGCCCAGCGAGCCCGGGCAGUGGGACAUCCGGCAGGAGACGGGCAGCGGCGGCGGCAAGCACGCGUCCACCACCGUGGUCUGCCAGCGCCGGGGGGUCUCACACGCCAGAAACAGCAGUUCAUUCAACGAGGUGGUGCAGAUGAACUUUGAGAUAGCCAGUUUCAGCAGCCUCUCGGGGUCACAGCCCAUCACCUGGCAGGUCGAGUACCCCCGGAAAGGGACCACGGACAUAGCUGUGUCCGAGAUCUUCGUCAGCCAGAAGGACCUGGUGGGCAUCGUGCCCUUGGCCAUGGACUCGGAAAUCCUGAACACCGCCAUACUCACGGGGAAGAUGGUGUCCGUGCCCGUCAGGGUGGUCUCUGUGGAGGAGGACAGCUCCGUGGCAGACAUCUCAGAAGCUGUGGAGUGCAAGUCCUCCGACGAAGACGUCAUCAAGGUGUCCAGCCGCUGCGACUGCGUCUUUGUCAACGGCAAGGAGAUGAAGGGCAAGCUGGACGCCGCGGUGGACUUCACCUACCAGUACCUGACCGCACCCCUGCGCCUCGCCGUGUGGGUGCCCCGGCUCCCGCUGCAGAUCGAGGUGUCCGACACGGAGCUGAGCCAGGUCAAAGGCUGGAGGGUUCCCAUCGUGGCCAGCAAGAGGCUGACUCGAGAGAGCGAGGAGGAGGAGGAGGAGGAGCGGCGGGGCCGGGGCUGUGCCCUACAGUACCAGCACGCCACAGUGCGCGUUCUGGCGCAGUUUGUGUCGGAGGGUGCGGGCACCUGGGGCCAGCUGAGCCACCUGCUCGGCCCCACCUGGCAGUUUGACGUCACCCACCUGGUCGCAGACUUCAUGAAGCUGGAGGAACCGCAUGUCGCCACGCUCCAGGAUGGCGGGGUCCUGGUCGGGAAGGAGGUCGGGAUGACGACCAUCCAGGUGUUGUCCCCACUGUCCGACUCCAUCCUGGCUGAGAAGACAGUGACCGUGUUAGAUGACAAGGUCUCGGUGACAGAGUUGGCCAUCCAGCUUGUAGCUGGGCUGUCCGUCACCCUCCACCCCAGCGCAGAGAACAGCAGGGCCAUCACAGCCGUGGCCACAGCCGAGGAGCUGCUGCGGACCCCCAAGCAGGAGGCCGUGGUCAGCACCUGGCUGCAGUUCAGCGAUGGCUCGGUGACGCCUCUGGACAUCUACGACACCAAGGACUUCUCCCUGGCUGCCACCUCCCUGGACGAGGCGGUGGUGUCAGUCCCUCCGGGCCGCUCCCUGAGGUGGCCCAUCGUGGUGGCUGAAGGCGAGGGGCAGGGCCCACUGGUCCGCGUGGACAUGACCAUCGCUGAGGCCUGCCAGAAGUCCAAGCGGAAAAGCGUCCUGGCCACAGGCGUCGGCAACAUCAGGGUCAAGUUUGGCCAGGAUGGUGCUGACUCCAGCCCUGGUGGUGCGGACAGCGAGGAGCAGCUCCGGAACCACGCCAGCGAGCGCCGGCCAAAGGGCCCAGAGCCUGAGCACACCGGCCAGGAGGGGACCGGCCACGGCAGGUCUCCAGUGGGGCAUGAGCAGGGGGCAUCAUGGCCCCUCGCCACCACGGCCCGGCCACUGCUGGGCAACCGGGCGGCCAAGGACAGCCGGCUGGCCAGGGGGCGGCUGCACAACAUCCCCAUCGACUUCACCGGCUUCCCGGCCCACGGGGGCCUGCCCGGUGCCGGCGGCCAGCUGGCAGACAGCGACCCGGUGCAGGCGGCCCGCGGUCUGAGCGACCUGGAGAUCGGCAUGUACGCGCUGCUUGGCGUCUUCUGCCUGGCCAUCCUGGUCUUCCUCAUCAACUGCACCACCUUCGCCCUCAAGUACAGGCACAAGCAGGCGCCCCUGGAGGGCCAGGCUUCUGUCACCCACUCCCAUGACUGGGUGUGGCUGGGCAAUGAGGCCGAGCUCCUGGAGAGCCUUGGGGACACGGCGCCGCCCCGGGACGAGCACACGACCAUCCUCGACCGCAGGCUGGUGGGGGACAAGGAGAGCAACCACCUGCUGCACAAUGGGGGCUCCCGGCGGCACCCAUCCAGCCAGCCGCCCCGGCCGCCGGACCCCAGGCUCACAGGCCUGCCCUCGCCCAACACCAGCAGGAAGCGGGUGCAGUUUGCCACCUUCACCGCCAUCCCCCUGGACGACAGCCGCCCCACUGUCCCCUCCAUCCUCAGCGAGGACAGCGCGUGGGGGCACCAAGACACCGUGGCAGGCAGUGCCAAAGAGCCCAGACCCUACCUGGACAGGUUUCCAGACCAAGCGUAGGGCCCACGAUGGAUUUGGGGGAAACAAGGCGGGCUUGGGGCAGCGGGUCAAGCAGGGAGGGGCCGGGCGCCACAGUUGACCACUCAGAUAUUCUGAAGCCAGGAAGGGACGCUUUUGUAUCAAGGGGUUUUUUAGCAGUUGACCAUGAUGGAUUUUGGGGGGUUUUUUUUUUUUUGAAGUCAGUGGAAAAAACUCCAGUGGGCAGACCGAGACAGUGAACUUGUCAAGGUAAAAGUAGGAAGGUUAUUUUAUGACUCAAAAUAUCAUACACACAAGCUACCAAAAAUCAUUUGUUAAAAAAUACAAAAAAGACAAAAAGACAAAUAAUAAUCUAAUUUAUAUUUCUAUAAAAUUAGGGCCUGCUGAGGGAUGUUUUCUAUUGUAAUUCAAUAUUCCCUUUUCUGAGGACAGCCUGUGACUGUCAGGUUGGGGCUGGGAAGGGACGUUCCUGAAUACUGGUUGCAUCUUAGGAUAGAUGUGAGAAUUCAGAACUCUUUAUAUUUUUUUCUCUUUUUCCACAUUGCCUUCUGGUGUCCUACACUUCCAUUUAUUUUGUAUUUCAUGUUUAUUUUUGAGUAUCAAGUGGAACAUUUUCCUGAAUUAAACAUAAAUUAUAUCCUUA
This is a messenger RNA of Choloepus didactylus (southern two-toed sloth), 4048 nucleotides long. It is a transcript of the gene TMEM132C, whose product is annotated as transmembrane protein 132C. Lineage: Eukaryota; Metazoa; Chordata; Mammalia; Pilosa; Megalonychidae. Bases 151 to 3426 code for a protein of 1091 amino acids. The transcript has 9 exons. The record is from RefSeq and is a predicted model, not a curated record.